Molecule: messenger RNA, 877 nt
Organism: Phascolarctos cinereus (koala)
Lineage: Eukaryota; Metazoa; Chordata; Mammalia; Diprotodontia; Phascolarctidae
Gene: S100A5
Product: S100 calcium binding protein A5
Cellular component (GO): nucleus
Molecular function (GO): calcium ion binding; transition metal ion binding; calcium-dependent protein binding
Source: RefSeq, a predicted model, not a curated record
CUGGGCAUAGAUGGGAGGUGACUCCCGAGUAACUCACUCCUUGCACUGGGUGGGGCAGAGAGGGAAUGGUCAUACCCUUAUUCUCCGCUUUAUACUAAAACUGUGCAUCCCUUCUUCUCCACUUGAGACCAUCCCCAGGUUCUCCCCUUCUCCCACCCCCUCAAAUGUAUCCCAGAUGUGAGACUGCAUGCUCCUGUGCCAAUCAGUUCCAUUUUUUCACAGCCAUAGAAGCUGGGGAGUUCUGUCUUAUGUCUUGUUUCAGUCCAUCCUAUUAUAACUGAAUCCAUUUUCAUGUGUGUGUGUGUGUGUGUGUUUGAAUCUGGAGGAAGUUUCCUCUUGGGUUUAGCUUAAAUCCCUUAGAAUAGCAUUCUUUCCUCCCCUCUCUUUUCUCUUUGUUUUUCAGAUCUGAAAGUCUUGCUGGAAUGGAGACUCCUCUUGAGAAGGCCCUAACCACCAUGGUCACCACUUUCCACAAAUAUUCGGGAAGGGAGGGCAGCAAAUUGACCCUGAGCAGGAGAGAAUUGAAGGAGCUGAUCAAGAAGGAGCUAUGCUUGGGGGAGAAAAUGCAGGAGAGCGGCAUUGAUGAACUGAUGAAAAGCCUGGAUCGGAACAGUGACCAGGAGAUUGACUUCAAGGAGUAUUCUGUGUUCCUGACCACACUGUGUAUGGCCUACAAUGACUUCUUCUUGGAAGAAAAUAAAUAAGUGAAUGAUAGGCCACUGUCCUGGGGGCUAACCUUCCCAGUACAGCCCCUCAUUAGGGCCUUCAUUCCCAUCCCACCCCUCCCCAAUUAUUGAUAAUGGGACUAAUAAAUCCUCUGGGUCUAUUUUACCUAGAGCUAGUAGACCUUUACCCUUUCCAUGGAGGGUACACUUUA